CGUAAAUCACGGACAAACUGGACAAAGAUGAAAGAUCAUCGAAUCCACGCCGUUGAUAGUUUAUUUACUAUUCUGACUUAUGACUUUAUGAGACCAGAGACUACUUAUUAACUACUAACWAUUAUUUUGUACCGAUUAAAAAAUCCAAUAAUCUAUUUAGUUUUCAAAUUAUUAAUGUGUUUAGUAUAAAUUAUAGGCCUAGGUAGUCUUAGUUAUUAGUUAAUUGUUGGAUUUUGAACUAUUAGCUUGAACGUAGAUCAAUAAACUAUCAUAAUUUUGGUGUAAAAAGAAUCCUACCUAUUAUUAAACAAGGAUAAUAUUAUUUGUUACCUACUUUCGAUUAAAUAAGAUGGACUCAAAUGAUAAUAAAGGAGGUAAUGAAAAUGUAGAGACUAAUAAAACUAUAAAAGAAGAAGGUGCUACAGGUGUGGACGAAAAUGGAGUAAAAUAUAUUAUUUAUGAAGAAAAUAGUGUGGAAAUUAACGAAAAYGCUGAAGAGUUGGAUUUGAAUCAUCAAAGAUUGGAUAAAAUUGAAAACUUUGAACAUAUGCUAAACCUUCGUUCUUUAUGUCUUCGUUGGAACCAUAUAAAGAAAAUUGAAAACAUUCAAAUGCUUGUUUCUCUUAAUGAACUUGAUUUGUAUGAUAACCAAAUAAUCAAAAUUGAAAAUCUGUCCAGUCUUAUUAACUUAAAAGUGCUCGAUUUAUCAUUCAACCGUAUAAAAGAAAUUGAAGGUCUUGAAAAUUUGAUCAAUUUAGAAAAAUUAUAUUUAUCCAGUAAUCGAAUAACUAAAAUUGCACAUGUUAAUCAUUUAACAAAUCUACAAAUGUUGGAAUUGGGAGACAAUAAAAUUAAGACAAUUGAAAAUAUUGAAUGUCUUACUGGCCUUACAGAAUUAUACUUGGGAAAAAAUAAAGUUGAUAAAAUACAAAAUUUAGACACAUUGAUUAAUUUAAAAAUAUUAAGUUUACAAAAUAAUAGUUUGACUAAAAUUGAAAAUCUUAACAAGUUGAAAUCGCUAGAUGAAUUGUAUCUCUCUGAAAAUGGAAUCACAGUAAUUGAAAAUCUUGAAGAUAAUAUUAAUCUUGGAACUCUAGAUUUGUCUAUGAAUAAAAUUUCUAAAAUCGAAAAUAUAACACAUUUACAAAAAUUAACAGAACUUUGGAUCAAUGACAACCAAAUAAAUGAUUGGAAUAGUGUUCAAAUUUUGGAACAUUUGAAGAAGCUAGAAACCAUAUACUUGGAACACAAUCCAUUAAGCAAGGACAGUGCUUAUAGAAGGAAAAUUAAAUUAAUUUUACCAUGGAUUGCUCAAAUUGAUGCUACAUUGGCCCGAUAAAUUAUCCAAAUUGUUUUAAAGCUUAUUUUAAAUUAAUGAAACUCACUCAUAGAAUUAGUUUUUUUUUAGUGUUUAUAAUUAAUUUAUAUAGU
Diuraphis noxia (Russian wheat aphid) is the source of this 1431-nucleotide messenger RNA. RefSeq lists its product as uncharacterized. Gene Ontology annotation, molecular function: protein binding. Lineage: Eukaryota; Metazoa; Arthropoda; Insecta; Hemiptera; Aphididae. The record is from RefSeq and is a predicted model, not a curated record.